AGGAAACGGAGGCAAUCGUGGGUGUAAGCUCAUAGGCCCGUCUGUUUUACUGGCAUUUACUGGCGUGUUUUGACGACUUCUUCGGAAACGACUUUGCGCAAUUGUUCGCAAAGACCUUGGUAGAGACAUUGUCAACCAAUUCACAAAGACAAAAUAGCGCUCCUCCAACCAUAACUAAUAAUUUGAGUGACAGCCGCAAGGGGGGUGAAUCGUGCGGUGCGGGAACUACUUUAAUCUCGGAGGUCCGGUAAAGCAUCGGCGCCCUUCGGUCCUUCGGCUUGUUCGGCGGCGCGGAGUGAUCCACCGUUCCGUGGCGGCAAAGUGUUAGGCCUGGUUGUGACCGGGAGGUGGAUCAGACUUUUGCAGCGGCUUUAUUUGUGAAAGAAACAACUAAGUUAUUACUUUUUCACGCCGGUAUAGUUUGUCCCUUCCUAGUUCACCAUGGCCGAGAGAGAAGAUAACGUUUACAAGGCGAAGCUAGCGGAACAGGCUGAACGUUACGAUGAAAUGGUGGAGGCGAUGAAGCGGGUGGCGUCCCUGGACGUGGAGCUGACGGUGGAGGAGCGCAACCUGCUCUCUGUGGCCUACAAGAAUGUGAUCGGGGCCCGGCGUGCCUCGUGGCGCAUCAUCAGCUCCAUCGAGCAGAAGGAGGAGAACAAGGGCUCGGAGGGCAGGCUCGAGAUGAUACGCCAGUACCGGAUACAGGUGGAGGCUGAGCUCAGGGAGAUCUGUCAGGACAUCCUGGACGUUCUGGACAAGCACCUCAUCCCAACGGCCUCCACUGGCGAGUCAAAGGUCUUCUACUACAAGAUGAAGGGCGACUACCACCGCUACCUGGCGGAGUUUGCCACGGGCAACGACCGCAAGGAGGCGGCGGAGAACAGCCUGGUGGCCUACAAGGCGGCCAGCGACAUUGCCAUGACGGAGCUGCCCCCGACGCACCCGAUCCGGCUGGGCCUGGCCCUCAACUUCUCGGUGUUCUACUACGAGAUCCUCAACUCACCCGACCGGGCCUGUCGGCUGGCCAAGGCGGCCUUCGACGACGCCAUCGCCGAGUUGGACACCCUGAGCGAGGAGAGCUACAAGGACUCCACCCUCAUCAUGCAGCUGCUCAGGGACAACCUCACCCUCUGGACCUCCGACAUGCAGCACGACGGAGAGGGCGAGGGGGAGCAGAAAGAGCAAGUGCAAGACGUGGAAGAUCAAGACGUCUCGUAAGGACGCGCAUAGGCUCCAAGAAGACGGGGAAAGAAAGAAAUGGCCGAACGACGAUCUGUCUUGCGGCUAGUAAGUGUCUGUUAGUAAUCUAAAUUCCAGCAAUCUUUUUUGAAAGGGAAACCAGGAAAAAAAAAAAGCACACACACCUUGGACAAAGACUUUUCAGUGGUCCCCCCCCCGCCCUCUCCCCCAGCAACUGUGCUGCGCAACCUCCCUUCCCUGCACGGCUCUGCUCUCUGCAAGGACUUUCUGCACCCGGCGUUUUACUUACUGCCCCCCGGGGGGACGGAGAACGAGGAAGCUCGCAGUCGUGCGAGCGAUCGAAGAACGCGAAACGACCAAUCCUCCGCCCCCGGGGUCGCUCGGGCGUCGGGUCUGUCGGCGGCUCAGUUUCAACUGUCGUGCACGCCCCCGGUUGUCGCAGUAGCAUACUCGGCCCCGUUCUCUCGUUUGCGCAAAUUCCUCGUUUGCCUCUCUGUACCUCUCAAAAGGUUGGGUGAGAAGACAUGAAAACAAGCGGGAAGCGUUGUGUGUGCCAACUUGCCAGUUGUUUUAAAACGAAUGAAGGUAAUCCACGAAGAACUUGCUGCUUGCCUUUUUUUUUCUUCCAUUGCAUCGCGGAGCCACACGUGUCGUCGGGGUUUCGCGCCAACUGCAUUUUGAACGAAUCUCCGUUCACCUGUGUUGACCGAAUAUUUUCUUUCUCUCGAUUUCUUUUUCCGUUUUAAUUGUUUAGGGGCAACGCGAGGUGACUAACUUGAGUCGGUGUUGCAAGAACUCGGGACAGAUUUUGGCAAGCUUACGAGCAACACCUUCCUUUGGGGACCGAUUAUUUGCGGACAAACAUUCCAACCCUCUGUAACCAGGGAAGAAGAUAAAAAAGAAACAUUACAGCGGCACGAAAGGAAAGCAAUAUUCGUAGUAACCCCUGUCCCCUCUGCACUGCCGCUGUACAGGGCGGUGGCAGUUUGUCACGCGGACACAUGCACCGGGCGGGGGAGGGGGUGCUGACCCCCGGUGUUUCUCUGGAGCCAGGAGUAAUACCAGUAGGAUGUGCGACAUUCACACGAUGGCGUUCUGUCUAGACAUGCCCGCAGGCUGUUCCCCGAAGCUCCUGUUUUACGUGUCGCCCCACUUUAUCCUCACAACUCUUUUUUUUUCUGGCCCCCUCCCCCCCGUCGUCUCUGCCGUAGCAGACUCCUUUCAAUGGGAGCGGUUGACCUCCAUUCGCUCGAUCCUGAGUUGGUAGUGCACAUCUUUCUCUGCUCCCGUAAACGUUUUUGAGAACAGUCAGUGCCGUGUGUGGACGUGUGUGUGUGUGUGUGCGUGCAUGUGUUCCUUUUUCAUUUUUACUGUUGUGGAUGCCUUCCCCCAAUGUUUUUUUUUAAUUUUUUUUAUUGUAGGUAUGAUUUUUUUGGGGAAACGGAUCAUUCCUUGUCACGUCUUGUCUUCCGAUUUUUGAAGUCUGGAAGCUGGGUCGGUGAGCAAAGUGGGAGAGGUUGGUCGCCGACGGCGAGGGGGAAUUCUAGCUCGUUUUGUUUUCUCGUCAAUACUGUAAUUGUUUUACGCAAGAUUUUUUUUGUGGCUAUUUUGAAUUAAUUUACACCAGUCGUUUCUUUGAAAACGUGCGGGAAAAAUAGUCUCUUGGCUCAGUUUGCUAACAUUCCGCCCUGUUCUUCAAUUUGGCUUGCGUCACCGGCCUGGUGUCCGGGCACGCUUUCAUCGGGUUGGGCCGAGAGGAGAAACACACUUUAUGUGUUUUUCUUUUCCGGGAGAGGGGCGGGGUUUGGUCAUGUUGGCCGUGCUUGGAAGAUGUUGCUGCCAGGUGACAUUUCUUGUUUUUCUCGGAGGGACAACCCAUUCCUUGGGCUGGGGAAAGCCCACUUUCUCGGUUCUUCCCCAACGUGUGGUUGUUUUUGGACAGUUGCGUUGUAAGGAAAGGACUUGUUUGUGUGCGUUCUUUUCUCUUUUUGUGGUGUGUCUUUGUGUCUUCACCAUUGGCAUGAGAACAGUGUGUGCACCAAAGUCUGUGGAGUGAUAUUUUGCGUUUCUCUCUGUUUUGGAGACAGUCUGUGUCCGUCUGACUGAGAGGUAACUGGACGUAGUCAUUGCUCCUUCAUCUGCCUUCCUGUUUCCACCGCCCCUCGUGUGCUAGGACGCAUGUACUACUUUAUAUCUCUGCAUACUAUGGCAUUGUGUAAAUUGGGUAAUAAAAACUUGAAACCUUCA
Messenger RNA from Ixodes scapularis (black-legged tick), 3447 nucleotides. It is a transcript of the gene 14-3-3epsilon, whose product is annotated as 14-3-3 protein epsilon. Lineage: Eukaryota; Metazoa; Arthropoda; Arachnida; Ixodida; Ixodidae. Gene Ontology annotation, biological process: signal transduction. Gene Ontology annotation, cellular component: cytoplasm. The coding region runs from base 442 to 1218 and encodes 258 amino acids. The transcript is spliced from 5 exons. The record is from RefSeq and is a predicted model, not a curated record.